Drosophila nasuta is the source of this 1064-nucleotide messenger RNA. Its product is annotated as epidermal growth factor-like protein. NCBI's taxonomy places the organism in Eukaryota, Metazoa, Arthropoda, Insecta, Diptera, Drosophilidae. The record is from RefSeq and is a predicted model, not a curated record. The coding region runs from base 216 to 941 and encodes 241 amino acids. The transcript is spliced from 3 exons.
UUGUAUGGCUCCCCUGCCACCCUCUCUCACAUUCAGGGCAGUUGUCUCGCUCUGACUGCCGCUGUGGGUGAGUAAUAAAUAUAGUCUGGCGUCUGUUCGAUUUUGUUUGAAAUGCAAAUGAAGUUUUGUAAUCGAACCGCGUUCGUCUUAUCAGUUAACGCCUUUCCCAGUGAUUACAAUUGCAUCAUACCUCGACAUUGUGUACUUAAAUAUUUAUGGCAAUGAUCGUGAUCAUGAUUGUAAACAAACAAAACAAAACACUUUCACUAUCAAUAUUCAGCCUGCACUUAAUCUGCAAACGCUCUUCAUUCGUUCAGUCGAAGAUGUCGUUUCAGCUGUUACUGUUAUUGCUGCUAUCCAGUAGCUUCCAGGCUCACUGUUACUAUCACGAAUAUCUUUACUGGGAAUUGAAUGACCCACCUCCCAUUUGCUCCGAGUACGAGAUGCUCAUAGUGAACACGCAUCAAUGCGUGCGUCGCUGUAAUAUAGUGUGUGUGCGCGGAAUUUGCUUUGAGGAUGGUCCAUGUCCCUGCGACAAUCAGUAUCAGAGUGCAUUUGAAGAUGGCGUUGCCUGUGCCGCUGAAUGUGUGCCAGGUUGUCUGGAAGCAGGUGGCUAUUGUGCCGGUCCCGAGCUGUGCAUUUGUCCUAAGAGCAAACAUUAUUACUACGAUGAAGUGGCGCGACGCUGUCGUCAUCGUUUGCCGCGACUGCUUGAUUUAUGCCGCGGUCGCUGCACCCAUGGAAGCUGCUCGUUCGAUGGCCGCUGCAUUUGCGCACAGGGUUACGAAAUGCGAGCGACGUUGCUACAUGGCCCACAAUGCACGCCCAUCUGUGAUCACGAUUGUGGCCCCAGGGCAUAUUGCUUUGCGCCCAACUUGUGCGCUUGCCGGCACAAAGACUUUCACUUCGCUUACAAUGGCAACUGCACCAAGGACUAUUGACCUUUUGUUUUUUGCACAUUCCAGUCUAUUUUAAGCAUUACAUUACGAAUUUUAUUUAUUGACUUUGGACUAAUUAGUAAGCUACUGUAAAUAUAUACUAAUUAAUAGACAGACAGCCGGCAG